CUCGAAGAUCCCACGGUCUCCUCAGGACCAUCGGACCGGAAGCCACCUCGUCGAAUUCCUCGAUCAAGAUCCCCGAGAAGCGCCGCUGGGCGGAUGUUCUGUCCACCCGCGCGAUCUGUCACUGCCGGAAGAAUAUGAUCAGUUGAUCAGAGAUUGACCACGCGAGCUGGGAACUCCGCAGCAGCGAAGCACCGGACGUCUCAACUUUGAUUGUCUGUGCACCCAUCAUCAUCAGUCCAUGAGGCCUGCCACUCCAGACCAAGAGGGCCUGUCGUGCCGAUGAGCAGUAUGUGCGUCUUCCAGAUGCCUCAGGGUGAUCAUAGGGGGCGUGUAUCAGAGGCCCUGGAACCGCCGCUUGAUUGGCCAUGGCGAACGGGAGGCGGAUUCCCGAUCUGCUGCAUACACCUCACCUGCGUCUAAGGCUCACAAGAGGCGUACUCAAACAGCGUCUGACUUCGGUUCAUGCUCUGCCGAUUCGGACGAUGAUGCCGACUGGCUAUCUCCACCCUUCAGCCGGACCGCAGACCGAUCGUGCCGACCAGUUUCUGACCUAUUGCCGCUCGAGGCCCGUGGACCGGCG
Messenger RNA from Mycena citricolor, 580 nucleotides. NCBI's taxonomy places the organism in Eukaryota, Fungi, Basidiomycota, Agaricomycetes, Agaricales, Mycenaceae. The record is from the annotation of a GenBank genome assembly.